GUCUCUUUCCCUGAGGAGUUUGUAAUCAAGCUAUACAAGACAGGCAAAAGAUUGGAGAAACAGAUGAAGUGACUUUGGCUUUCUCAACCAUGGGAUGCUGCUCCAGGAAGGAGGACUGCUGGGAAUAGAUGUGGUUCAUGUGACCAAGAAGACGACCAUCUUUGGAUACACUCACCAACCUAAUGAGGAGGGCUUUAAACUAGGUACCUUAUGAGACACUGAACAAACGGUUUCGAGCUGCACAGAAAAAUAUUGAUCGAGAGACGAGCCACGUUACUAUGGUUGUUGCAGAGCUGGAGAAGACCUUGAGUAGCUGUCCUGCUGUGGAUUCAGUUGUUAGUCUCCUUGAUGGAGUAGUUGAAAAGCUCAGUGUUCUGAAAAGAAAGGCAGUUGAAUCGAUCCAGGCUGAAGAUGAGAGCGCAAAACUUUGUAAACGCAGGAUUGAGCACCUUAAAGAACAUAGCAGUGACCAGCCAGCUGCUGCAAACAUGUGGAAGAAAAAACGUAUGGAUCGCAUGAUGGUGGAACAUCUCUUGCGCUGUGGCUACUACAAUACAGCUGUAAAACUAGCCAGGCAGAGUGGUAUUGAGGACUUGGUAAAUAUUGAGAUGUUCUUGACGGCUAAAGAAGUGGAAGAAUCUUUGGAAAGGCAAGAAACUAUGACUUGCUUGGCUUGGUGUCAUGAUAACAAAUCCAGGCUCAGGAAAAUGAAGGGGCGCCAAAAUGAGAACGAACCGAAGAUGGGACGCAAAAGUAAAUCGGCCUGUGAUUACUCUAAAGAAAAUGAUGAUCUUGUUAUGGAAACCAUUAAAGGAAAACCAGAAUUGAGCUGUCUGGAGUUCAGCCUCAGGAUUCAGGAGUUCAUUGAACUCAUUCGACAGAACAAGAGACUGGAUGCUGUGAGACAUGCAAGAAAGCAUUUCAGUCAGGCUGAAGGAAGUCAGCUGGAUGAGGUCCGACAAGUGAUGGGAAUGUUGGCCUUUCCUUCAGACACUCAUAUCUCCCCCUAUAAGGAUCUCUUGGACCCUGCACGAUGGAGAAUGCUGAUUCAGCAGUUUAGAUAUGAUAAUUACAGACUACAUCAGCUGGGGAACAAUUCUGUUUUUACUAUAACACUCCAGGCAGGCCUUUCAGCUAUAAAAACACCACAGUGUUAUAAAGAGGAUGGCAGUUCAAAAAACCCAGACUGCCCCGUGUGUAGCAAAUCUCUGAACAAGCUGGCUCAGCCUCUGCCUAUGGCACAUUGUGCCAACUCCCGACUAGUCUGCAAGAUUUCAGGGGAUGUAAUGAAUGAAAAUAAUCCUCCCAUGAUGUUGCCAAAUGGAUAUGUGUAUGGAUACAAUUCCUUGCUUUCUAUUCGUCAAGAUGACAAAGUAAUUUGCCCAAGAACCAAAGAAGUCUUCAACUUCUCACAAGCUGAGAAAGUCUAUAUCAUGUAGGUCCAUAAAAUACAUGAUGAAGUGCCGCUGGAAUUUUGACACAGGAUUUAUUGGCAUGCCCAGGAGAAGGGGGCCUUAUGUGUGGCAAAGAAGCAAAAUCUGCCACCUUGGGGAUCAGACCUGUCGGUGGCAUUAUUGUUUCUUGCGACCAAAGAUCAAUGAGCAACAGUACACACUCUUAAAAAGAGAGGAAAUAUGACUUAAGUUUGUACUUGGAAAAAACAAAAACAAAUUUUGAUUGUUAGCGUUUUGUAACAUAAGGUAAAAAAUUGGACU
This is a messenger RNA of Trachemys scripta elegans, 1715 nucleotides long. It is a transcript of the gene MAEA, whose product is annotated as macrophage erythroblast attacher, E3 ubiquitin ligase. Gene Ontology annotation, biological process: proteasome-mediated ubiquitin-dependent protein catabolic process. Gene Ontology annotation, cellular component: cytoplasm; GID complex; nucleus. Gene Ontology annotation, molecular function: ubiquitin protein ligase activity; protein binding. The record is from RefSeq and is a predicted model, not a curated record. The transcript has 10 exons. The coding region runs from base 279 to 1439 and encodes 386 amino acids. NCBI's taxonomy places the organism in Eukaryota, Metazoa, Chordata, Testudines, Emydidae.